Messenger RNA from Rattus rattus (black rat), 1635 nucleotides. It is a transcript of the gene Cpvl, whose product is annotated as carboxypeptidase vitellogenic like. Gene Ontology annotation, molecular function: serine-type carboxypeptidase activity. The transcript has 13 exons. Lineage: Eukaryota; Metazoa; Chordata; Mammalia; Rodentia; Muridae. The record is from RefSeq and is a predicted model, not a curated record. Gene Ontology annotation, biological process: proteolysis. The coding region runs from base 1 to 1494 and encodes 497 amino acids.
AUGGUCCGUGCCCAGUGGAAGGUGAUUGUUUUAUUGAUCCUGUUGAUGGUCAUCCCUAGUGAUGGACUAUUCCACUCCAUAUACCGAAGUAUCCUUGUUACCCAGCCGUUCAAGGGGAAUGCAGGACAGCCUCUAUUUCUUAGUCCGUACAUCAGAACUGGGAAGAUCAAGGAGGGGCAAAGGAAGAGCAUGGUCAGUCCUUUCCCUGGAAUGUAUGACAAGAGUUAUGCUGGCUACAUUACGGUGAACCAGACUUACAACAGCAACCUCUUCUUCUGGUUCUUUCCGGCUCGGACACAGCCCGCAGAUGCCCCAGUAGUCCUCUGGCUUCAGGGCGGUCCUGGAGGUUCAUCCAUGUUUGGACUCUUUGUAGAACACGGGCCUUAUAUUAUCACAAGUAACAUGACCGUUCUCUCCAGAGACUUCCCUUGGACCUUUACCCUUUCCAUGCUUUACAUUGAUAAUCCGGUGGGUACAGGCUUCAGCUUCACUGAUCAUAUCCGGGGAUACGCCAUCGAUGAGGACGAUGUAGCCCAAGACUUGUACAGUGCACUGGUUCAGUUUUUCAAGUUGUUUCCUGAGUACGCAAAGAAUGACUUUUAUAUCACUGGCGAGCAUCCACUGUGUGUGGGAUCGAUUUGGGACUGCCAUCUCAACAUCUGUCCUUCUCAGUCUUAUGCAGGGAAAUAUGUUCCGGCCAUAGCAUACUAUAUCCACUCCCUCAACCCUGUGCGAAGGUUCAAGAUCCGCCUGAAAGGAAUUGCCCUUGGAGAUGCAUACACUGAUCCUGAAACGAUUAUAGGAGGGUACGCGACAUUCCUGUAUGAAGUUGGCUUGUUGGAUGAACAGCAGCGAAGGCACUUCUGGAAGCAGUGUCGCAAGUGCAUAAAAUACAUCAAAGAGCAGGAGUGGAUGAAGGCCUUUGAAGUCCUGGAUAAACUGCUAGAUGGAGAUUUAACAGCCGGUCCAUCUUUCUUCCAGAAUGUGACAGGAUGCACCAAUUACUACAACAUUUUACAGUGCACGGAACCCGAGGACCAAAGUUACUUUCCGAAAUUCUUGUCACUCCCACAAGUGAGACAAGCCAUCCAUGUGGGAAACCAGAACUUCAGUGAUGGUGCUGAGGUUGAGAAGCACCUACGAGAGGACACAGUGAAGUCAGUGAAACCCUGGCUAGAGGAGAUCAUGAAUUACUACAAGGUUCUCAUCUACAAUGGCCAGCUGGACAUCAUUGUGGCCGCUGCCCUGACAGAACGCUCCUUGAUGAGCAUGGACUGGAAGGGAUCAUACGCAUACAGAAGGGCACAUAAAAAGGUCUGGAAGAUCUUCGAAUCUGAUGAUGAAGUGGCAGGUUAUGUGCGGCGCGUGGGUAAAUUCCAUCAGGUAAUCGUCCGAGGUGGAGGACACAUUUUGCCCUAUGACCAGCCACUGAGGUCUUUCGAUAUGAUCAAUCGCUUCAUCUAUGACAGAGGAUGGGAACCUUAUAAAUCAUAAGCUACUUUCCUGAAACAGGAAUCUUAAUCACCAAAGAAUACUGUUUUAAAAGACUAAAGAUAUCAUGUAAAUUUAAAAAUGUUAUCUUUUUUAUAUUUUCAAGGCAUUUGUUAUCAAUAAAAGUUUCCCUGAAACACGUGA